AUUGCCGGGACACACAGUGCGGGCGCGGCUUCCCGGGUCCCCGGCAGCGGCUUGUACACGCGCGGCGGUAGCAUCUACGCUCGCAGAGCCGCCGAUGCGCGUCCAGUGACCGGGACAGCGAGGCCCUCGCGUGGCGGGGGCGGCGGCAGACGGCUAGCCACCGUGACCCCCAUUUUGGAUUUACCGCUCGGGGGGUGGGGGGAGCCUGGAUUGAACUGGCGACUGUUUUGGGGGACGCCGGACGCCAUGUUGUGGAAAAUAACCGAUAAUGUCAAGUAUGAAGAGGACUGUGAGGAUCGCCACGACGCGAGCAGCAAUGGGAACCCGCGCCUCCCCCACCUCUCCUCCGCCGGGCAGCACCUCUACAGCCCCGCGCCACCCCUUUCCCAUACUGGAGUCGCUGAAUACCAACCACCACCCUACUUCCCACCGCCCUACCAGCAGCUGGCCUACUCGCAGUCGGCCGACCCCUACUCGCAUCUGGGAGAAGCUUACGCCGCUGCCAUCAACCCCCUGCACCAGCCAGCCCCCACCGGCAGCCAGCAGCAGGCCUGGCCGGGUCGCCAGAGCCAGGAGGGGGCUGGCCUGCCCUCGCACCACGGGCGCCCGGCCGGCCUGUUACCCCACCUCUCCGGCCUGGAGGGUGGCGCCAUGAGCGCCCGCAGGGAUGCCUACCGCCGCUCGGACCUGCUGUUGCCCCACGCGCACGCCCUGGACGCCGCGGGCUUAGCUGAGAACCUGGGGCUGCACGAUAUGACGCACCAGAUGGAGGAGGUGCAGAAUGUUGACGAUCAGCACCUGCUUCUGCACGAUCAGACUGUUAUUCGCAAAGGUCCCAUUUCAAUGACCAAGAACCCACUGAGUCUCCCAUGUCAGAAGGAGCUUGUGGGGGCUGUGAUGAAUCCCAGCGAGGUCUUCUGCUCAGUCCCGGGAAGAUUGUCCCUCCUCAGCUCCACGUCUAAAUACAAAGUGACAGUUGCUGAAGUCCAGAGGCGAUUGUCCCCGCCUGAGUGUUUAAAUGCCUCCUUGCUAGGAGGUGUUCUCAGAAGAGCCAAGUCUAAAAAUGGAGGCCGGUCCUUGCGGGAGAAGUUGGACAAGAUCGGGUUGAAUCUGCCAGCUGGGAGACGGAAAGCUGCUCACGUCACUCUCCUGACGUCCUUAGUAGAAGGUGAGGCUGUUCAUUUGGCUCGGGACUUUGCCUAUGUCUGUGAAGCAGAGUUUCCUAGUAAACCCGUGGCGGAGUAUCUCACGAGACCCCAUCUUGGAGGGCGGAAUGAGAUGACUGCUAGGAAGAACAUGUUGCUGGCUGCACAGCAGGUGUGUAAAGAAUUCACAGACCUCCUCAAUCAAGACCGAACUCCCAACGGCAACAACCGGCCCGCCCCGGUCUUGGAGACGAACAUACAGACCUGCCUGUCUCAUUUCAGCCUGAUCACACACGGGUUCGGCAGCCAAGCCAUCUGUGCUGCUGUGUCCGCUCUACAGAACUACAUCAAAGAGGCUCUGAUAGUCCUAGACAAAUCCUACAUGAACCCCGGAGACCAGAGUCCUGCCGAUUCUAGCAAAACCUUGGAGAAAAUGGAGAAGCACAGAAAAUGAAGAAUGGGCGUGAGCCAAGGGCUGAAAAGAGUCUCGAGGGAAAAGGACUUCACAAUCCGUCUCAACCCAGACAGACCGGGAACCCUUCUGGCCGGGGGACACUUUGUGACCCACCUUCCCAUGAAAAAGGCCUCCACUCAUUUUUGGAUCUUGACGUGCCCUCCUGGAUUCCUUAGUGUUCUUUCUCUAGCGCUGAAGUGUGUCUCUAACUCUGGACAAGUUAUCAGAAGGUGACAAGUACUGGUUCUUUGUUCAUUAAGCUCAUUUUAUUCUUUUGAACCCCAUUCUUUUCUCUGAACAUGGUGCUACAAGUUUUAGAACCUUUUAAAUAAAUUCCCUGGGCUCACGAGAAAACCCACACCCACAGCUGUUGAAAUGUCCAAUCGAUGCGAGUCAGAGUGACAGUAACUUGCAGUGUUAAGGUCAUGGCUGGUUUUUUGUGUCCACUCCAUAUUUAUCUAAAAGUAUUUAUCUGGCUUUUUCAGAUACCAAAUCCUACAGACAGUAGGAAGCAAAGAUUCUCUCCGCUUAGCGACUAGUUUAAUAGGUGGUCUUUGACACACUUAAACCCCUUGUUGAAAGGGGGCCUUUGGGUUUUAUGAAACUUGUAGAAAUGAAGCCUGCUGAUGAUUUUGUGUUGUUUUUAU
Molecule: messenger RNA, 2246 nt
Organism: Mustela erminea (ermine)
Lineage: Eukaryota; Metazoa; Chordata; Mammalia; Carnivora; Mustelidae
Gene: TFAP2C
Product: transcription factor AP-2 gamma
Exons: 7
Coding region: 247-1599 (450 amino acids)
Biological process (GO): anatomical structure development; regulation of transcription by RNA polymerase II; regulation of cell population proliferation
Cellular component (GO): nucleus
Molecular function (GO): RNA polymerase II transcription regulatory region sequence-specific DNA binding; DNA-binding transcription factor activity, RNA polymerase II-specific
Source: RefSeq, a predicted model, not a curated record